AUGAAAAGCUGCAGCACCACCACUAUUGCACUCAGAAAACACUGGCGUCUCCAUCGAGCCUCAAAAGCACCACCCGCAAGAUCCGUCGGCUCCCCGCAAGCCAAGAGCAUGUCUACGAUCCGCGUCCUCAACAACGUGCCCGUUCACCUGCCCGAAGGCUUGAGCGAGAAGCAGUUGCUGUCCUUCCGACCAUUUCAGCAAUGGACCACGACGCUCGACAAGUCGCUCACCCGGCAAUCCGCCCCUGGCCACCCCUUCCACAAGGACCCCUACAGCCUGCGCUCCAUCACCAUCCAGUCCUUUGAUCUCUGGGGCCAUGAACGCAUCGGUUUCAUCAAGGUACUCGCGUCGGUGUCCAACUCUGCGGGUGAGGCGCUACCGGCCGGCGCGUUCCUCCGCGGGCCCAGCGUCGCCAUGCUGGUGAUGCUCAUACCGGACGACGCGGCGCCCGACUCGGACGAGCGCUACGUCGUGCUCACGGUGCAGCCACGCGUGUCAGCAGGCAGCCUGAGCUUCGUCGAGCUCCCCGCCGGCAUGGUCGACGACGCGGGGAGCUUCAGGGGCGCCGCGGCAAAGGAGAUUGAGGAAGAACUGGGCAUCACCAUCCACGAGGACGAACUAGUGUCUCUCAACGACCUGGCGGCGGAGGCUGCAGGCCACAGGGAGGACGACGACGAGGGUCUUCCCACGGCCAUGUUUCCCAGCGCGGGCGGCUGCGACGAGCACAUUACGAUAUUCAGCUGCGAGCGGAGGAUUCCCCGAUCGCAGCUGAGCGAAUGGAACGGACGACUGACGGGGCUGCGGUCAGAGGGGGAGAAGAUCACGCUGAAGCUUGUCCCCAUGAAGAAUCUCUGGAUGGAAGGCGCCCGGGAUGCAAAGUGUCUGGGUGCGCUGGCUCUAUGGGAGGCACUGCGGCGAGAGAAGAAGCUGAAGCACACAAGGCAGGAGCAGGAAAACUAG
This is a messenger RNA of Metarhizium brunneum ARSEF 3297, 960 nucleotides long. RefSeq names its product Nudix hydrolase 14 (gene NUDT14). Gene Ontology annotation, molecular function: ADP-glucose pyrophosphatase activity; ADP-ribose pyrophosphatase activity. NCBI's taxonomy places the organism in Eukaryota, Fungi, Ascomycota, Sordariomycetes, Hypocreales, Clavicipitaceae. The record is from RefSeq and is a predicted model, not a curated record. Gene Ontology annotation, biological process: ribose phosphate metabolic process; nucleoside phosphate metabolic process.